Aegilops tauschii subsp. strangulata is the source of this 2340-nucleotide messenger RNA. RefSeq names its product protein FAR1-RELATED SEQUENCE 5-like. Lineage: Eukaryota; Viridiplantae; Streptophyta; Magnoliopsida; Poales; Poaceae. Gene Ontology annotation, molecular function: zinc ion binding. The record is from RefSeq and is a predicted model, not a curated record. Gene Ontology annotation, biological process: regulation of DNA-templated transcription.
AUGGAGUUCCUGCUGCAGCCAAUCCGCGGAUCCGCUUUCUUGGAAGAGGCAGGAGAGAGUCUGGUGCCGCCGGUGGUUCCUGAACUGGGCUCUGUGGCGGUGGAGCAGCAUGUAGAAGACAUGGUGGUCGAGCUGCCAGUGGUGCAGCAGGAGAUGUCGUCCCAUGUGCACCAAUCCGCUAGCGGCCAUGCGCAGAUUGUGGCUGGACCGGCGUCGGGCGGAGUUAGGUUGGAGAGCUCACCGCCGUCGUCAGAGUUGUCCACUAGGAAAAUGACUCCGCGAGCCCCUGGGUGGAACAAGAGGUUGAGGAUUGGAGCUGCUGCCCCGAGUAGGCCACCGUGUCCAAACCGCAUCAGCGCGUUUGAGAAGGCUGUGCGGGGUUUUGCUGAGAACCCUACGGAGAAUGUUAUCACACCAGUUACUGGCACAACAUUUGACUCGGGGAAAGCAGGGGUUGAGAACACAAGAUCUUGUCGUUGUGAGUGUCCUGCUCUAAUUAGGCUGCUACGAGCUGAGGACAACGGAUGGUACAUUGCAGAGCAUAGGGAUACACACAACCACUCCUUGUCGCCUAAUUUCAGUGAGACAAUGCACUGGCCAUCUCACAAACACAUCGAUGUGUACACCAGAGAUCUUGUGAAGCAGCUGAGGCAGAACAAUGUGAAUUUGGCAAAGGUGUACAGCAUCAUUGGGGGUUUCUUUGGAUUGAUGGAGAAUGUUCCAUUCAUGAAGAGGUCAUUGCGUAAUCUGUGUGGGAAGAUAAACAGGGACCAUGCAGAAGAUGAUGUGAAGAAGACAAUUGAUGUGUUUGCCGAGAUAGGGGCUAAAGAUCCACACUUCACAUACAGGGUUCAAUCUGACAACGAGGGGAGGAUCAAGAAUCUGAUGUGGGCAAGCGGGAGCAGUAGGUUGCAGUACUCAUUUUUUGGGGAUGUCAUCACAUUUGACACUACUUACCGAACUAACCUGUACGACAUGCCAUUCGGGUUGUUCGUUGGCGUAAACAACCACUUCCAGAGUGUUAUCUUGGCAGGAGUGCUUGUGCGUGAUGAAACUGAAGAUAGUUUUGUAUGGGUUUUCUCCGAAUUCCUGCGAAUGAUGGGUGGCUCUCCACCUGUGACCAUACUAACAGAUCAGAACCGGGCUAUGGAGCUUGCAAUCAAGAACGUUAUGCCAAACACGACCCACCGGUGGUGCAAGUGGCAUGUCCUGAAGAAAGCGAAAGAGUCACUCGGUAGCUUGUACACAAAGAAAAGUGAAUUCAGGGCUGAAUUUUAUAAGGUGAUAAAUCACAUGUUGACUGAAGAUGAAUUUGAAAAAGGUUGGGAGACGCUGCUGGACAAGUACAAGCUGCGAUCUCACCAAUACAUGACAAACCUAUUUGAGAUUCGUAGGAAAUGGGCAAAACCUUAUUUUAAGGGCGUUUUUUGUGCAAAAAUGACUAGCACGCAAAGGAGUGAGAGUGCAAACCAUAUGCUAAAAAAUUAUGUCCCUCCUGGUUGCCCUAUGCACAUGUUUGUUCACAAAUACAUGAGGUUGCAAUUCGACCGGGAAUCGGAGGAGAACUAUGAAGAAAAACGAACGCGAAUUGGAAGGCCGUUGCUAAGAGCGAACCUUGCUGUGGAAAGACAUGCGAGCAAGAUAUAUACGAGAGCCAUGUUUGAACAGUUUAGGCAUAUACUUUAUGAAUGUGGACCUUAUCAAGUGGAGGAGGUGGAGAAACACCAGACAUAUAUUGCAAUCCACAGCGAAGCGGAGAAGAGAGAGAAAUGGUGCAAGGUGUCGUACAAGGUUACAAUGCUAGAUGGGGGCAAUGAAUUUGACUGCGAGUGUGGACAAUUUGCACACAUGGGCCUGCUGUGCAGUCAUGUGCUCAAGGUCAGUGUUAGAUUUAUUCGGGUUAAAGAAAUACCGGCAAAACAUAUCGUGAAGCGAUGGACAAAAGAUGCUAGAGAUAAACUUCCAGCUCACCUAGUGCAGUACCAAAAGGAUAGCAUGAAGAAUAAUCCAUUUUCAUAUAGGCACUUCACAAUGUACAUGCACGCGAUGGAAUUGGUGAGAUUAGGGGACACCAGUGUUGAUGCAUACAACCGUCUGAUGGAAUUGUUCAAAUCUAAUUUGACAGUAAUGCUACCGUUUGCGGAAGUUAGGGAUGGUCUUGGGCUAGAGGACAAGAUUGCAGACAAGGGCCUUGCAGUUGAUCAGACUAACCAUAAUGCAAUAGUUGGUGGACAACCUACUAACGCAGCGGAGAUCAAUGCAGAUCUUGCGGACAAUGACUCUAUGUCGAGGACAAGCAACCGUUUGGAUGGGCUUCUGGCACCAGCAAAAAGAAAAUAG